GCCGCCCCGAGGCAACGCCUCUCCCCACCAGCCCUCAUCCACUGCCUGUGGAUGAAGCAAAUAUGGGGGGACCCAGACAGAGUGCAGCCUUCAACCUGCUGCCUGCUGCUGAGGACAGCCCCAGGCCAGCAGUGGAGGGACCAUCACUGCAUGCACAGAGCCAUAUCUUGCCAGCACCCACCACAGACCCCGGGGCUGACACCAAGCAGACUUUCCCUGCUAAGAAAAAACCGCCUGCCCUAAAGCACAGCAACACAGCAAGGAAGCAGCUGAAGACCAAGCCCACGUUGCCAGGGCUCUCCAGGGUUGUGAGCACACGGGGCUCCGUGCUCCCCCUGUCCUCCCAAGAGCCGCCUGUAACAAUGGAGACAGCGGAUGGGCAGCGGCAGAGCCCCCCCGAGCUGCUCGGAUGGGGUCCCACCAGCCGCCCCUUGCUGCAGAUCUCCCCUUCCACCCCACCGCCAUCGACUGGUCGGCCCUUCCCUGAUGGCCCUGGUGACAUGAGCACGGGUCCCACGGCAGCUCCCAGUGGUGCCAUUAACCAGAUGGACAGCGCUGAGAGCGAGAUGAAUGGCUCUGCCUCAGAGGAGAGCCAAGAAACCACCACCUCCACCAUCAUCACCACCACCGUCAUCACCACGGAGCCCACCCCGGUGCGCUGCAGUGUGAGCUUCUACGACCCCGAGGGCUACAUCGACUCCACGGAUUAUCCCCCGCUGCCCCGGCACAGCUUCCUGGAGUGCACCUACAACGUCACUGUUUACACGGGCUAUGGCGUGGAGCUGCAGGUGAAGAGCGUCAACCUGUCGGACGGGGAGGUGCUUUCCAUCCGUGGCGUGGAUGACAACACACUGGUGGUGCUGGCCAACCAGACGCUGCUGGUGGAAGGGCAGGUCAUCCGCAGCCCCACCAACACCAUCUCCGUCUACUUCCGCACCUUCCAGGACGAGGCGGUGGGGACCUUCCAGCUGCACUACCAGGUGUUUAUGCUGAGCUGCAGCUUCCCACGAAGACCCGACUUCGGAGAUGUCACCGUGAUGGAUCUGCACUCGGGCGGCAUCGCUCACUUCCACUGCCAUCUGGGCUACGAGCUGCAGGGCCCCCAUAUGCUCACCUGCAUCAACGCAUCCCGGCCACACUGGAGCAGCCCCGAGCCCAUCUGCUCAGCGCCCUGUGGAGGCACCGUGCACAAUGCCACCAUCGGCCGUGUCCUCUCGCCCAGCACUGCGGGCAACCAGUCGGGCAGCAUGUACUGCGUGUGGGCCAUCACAGCACCCCCGGGCCAGAAGCUGCACCUGCACUUCGAGAAGCUGCUGCUGGCUGAGAGGGACAGGAUGGUGGUGUACAGCGGGGACAGCAACCGCUCGGCAGUGCUCUACGACUCGCUGCGUGCUGACAGCGUGCCCUUCGAGGGGGUGAUCAGCGACGACUCCUCCAUCCGCAUCGACUUCCUCGCCGAGGAGCCAGCCGCCACCACUGCCUUCAAUAUCCGCUUCGAAGCCUUUGAGCGGGGCCACUGCUACGAACCCUACAUCCAGAAUGGGAACUUUACCACCUCCGACCCCACCUACAACCUGGGCACCACCGUGGAGUUCACGUGUGACCCCGGGCAUUCCUUAGAGCAGGGUCCUGCUGUCAUCGAGUGUGUCAACAUGCGGGACCCGUACUGGAACGACACGGAGCCGCUGUGCCGAGCCACGUGUGGGGGGGAGCUGACAGCCAUGGCCGGGGUGAUCCUGUCCCCCAACUGGCCAGAGCCCUACACGGAGGGAGAGGAUUGUAUCUGGAGAGUCCACGUGGGUGAGGAGAAGCGGCUGUUUCUGGACAUCCAACUCCUGAACCUCACCAACAGUGACAUCCUCACCAUUUAUGAUGGGGACGAGCUCUCUGCCCGCAUCCUGGGGCAGUACGUCGGCAGCAGCGGCCCCCAGAAGCUCUACUCCUCCAGCCCUGACCUCACUAUCCGGUUCCACUCUGACCCUGCUGGGCUCAUCUUUGGGAAGGGCCAAGGAUUCAUCAUGAACUACAUAGAGGUUUCCCGCAACGACUCCUGCUCCGACCUCCCCGAGAUCCAGAACGGCUGGAAGACCACAUCGCACACCGAGCUGGUGAGAGGGGCCAAGAUCACCUACCAGUGUGACCCAGGUUAUGACAUCGUGGGCAGUGACACGCUCACCUGCCAGUGGGACCUCAGCUGGAGCAGUGACCCUCCUUUCUGUGAAAAGAUUAUGUACUGCACAGACCCAGGAGAGGUGGAGCACUCGACUCGCCUCAUCUCUGACCCCGUGCUGCUGGUGGGCACCACCAUCCAGUACACCUGCAACCCUGGCUUCGUGCUGGAGGGCAGCUCACUGCUGACCUGCUACAGCCGCGAGACCGGGACGCCCAUCUGGACCUCACGGCUCCCACAUUGCGUCUCGGAGGAGUCUCUGGCCUGUGACAACCCAGGGUUGCCAGAAAAUGGCUACCAAAUCCUCUACAAACGCCUCUACCUGCCCGGCGAGUCUCUGACCUUCAUGUGCUAUGAGGGCUUCGAGCUCAUGGGGGAGGUGACCAUCAAGUGCAUACUGGGACAGCCAUCGCACUGGAGUGGGCCACUGCCCAUCUGCAAAGUCAAUCAGGACAGCUUUGAGCAUGCUCUGGAAGUAGCAGAAGCUGCUGCAGAGACAUCGUUGGAGGGGGGAAAUAUGGCCUUGGCCAUCUUCAUCCCAGUGCUGAUCAUCUCCUUGCUGUUGGGAGGAGCCUACAUCUACAUCACCAGGUGCCGGUACUAUUCCAGCCUCCGCCUGCCCCUCAUGUACUCUCACCCCUACAGCCAGAUCACGGUAGAAACGGAGUUUGACAACCCAAUUUAUGAGACAGGGGAAACAAGAGAAUACGAAGUUUCGAUAUAAAGGCAAGAGAGUCUCCAGCUGCGAACUUAAUGUGCUCUCAUAGAACUUCCUCAGUAACUAAUCCAGAGACUAUGUGAAGUUUGGUUGGACCCCUGGACCUGCUGUUGUCUUUCCUUUUGCCUCCUUAUUGAAGAUUUUACUGUUUUCUUCACUGUAUUUAUUCUAUUUAAACUGCGCUAGGUGUGCUGCAGAGCCGCGGGGUCUGCGCCCGGACCCCCAUGGUGGGCAGCAGUGGCACAUGGGGACAGAGCUCCAUCUCCCCAUCCCCCAGCCACGCACCCACAGAGGGGUUUUGCAGUAAUUCUGUUGUUAAAAAAUUAAAAGCGUCUCCAUUGUAAGAGCCUGCAAUUGAUUGCUCAGAGCUGACGUAGGCGAGGGUUUGCUGCACCCACGGAAUGGGUGGCACGGCUGGGGUGAGGGGACUGCUGCUCUCUGCUCUUCUUCAGUGCCACCAUCAGGACAGGACAGCCCAAGCACUGCUGCAGGCUGCUGUCCCCUUUGCCCCGCGGUAGUAUCUCAGGGUAAGCACGGACUGGGCCCUGUGGGGGCUGCCACCUGCCUUGGGGUGCUGGGCCAACGUGUCCCCAAACAACUGGGACCCUCAAGGUUUGCAUUUUGCUCACGGGCAAAGCCCACCCAGGUGAUGACAAGGAGAGGGGGUGAAGCUGGAGAUUUGUUCAGCAGCAGGGCCAGGCUCCAGCAUGGAUAUGGGGAGCAGAGGGGCAGAAUCAGCCCUCAGCACCUCUCUGAUGGAGGCGGACCCCACAGCAGCUUCACUUUGGGCCUCAGCAUCCCCCGUGCUCCUUCACUUUGGGUGCAUUCCCCGGAGCUGGGCGGUGGGCUGUGGGUGGGCAGCGAUGCCCCACCACGUCCCGGGCUGCUGCUGUCUUCUUUUGUCCUUGUAAAAUGGCAACGUAACCACGACAAUGUUGGGGAGUCUGUUUUAGUUUAGGGAUGGUUAGUGCAUCUCUGCAGUGUACAGCUGAGAUUUAGAUUGGUUUUUUGGUUUGUUUUGGUUUUGGUUUUCUUUUCCUUUAAAAACAACGAAUGUGUGUUUGUAAUUUGUAAAGGUUAAAAAAG
Phasianus colchicus (ring-necked pheasant) is the source of this 3974-nucleotide messenger RNA. The record is from RefSeq and is a predicted model, not a curated record. Lineage: Eukaryota; Metazoa; Chordata; Aves; Galliformes; Phasianidae.